UUGAACUUGGUUAUAGAUACUUGCACAUUCUCAACAAUAUCUCACAAUUUGCUUGGAGCCUAGACAGCUAGAAUACCUAAAAUUAUCACUCACAGUACGCAGAUAAGGUAACUGUGUCAGUAGAAUCAACCUUCCUGAACACACACUAACAGAUGAGUUCUAUUUAAAAAAUUCUGGAAUAUUUGUAAUUUUGCGCCAAUGUUGUGUUGGAGCAAAUGCAGUUGACAUCCCUGCACACACUUGUGUUUAAUGUGUAGCUGCCAGAAGCUUCAUUGUUGUAUGUCUCUUAGUUAUUGUUAAAUGCUGUAUUGAGUACAGGGUUGUGUCACACAGUUCCCAAAUUUCAAAAUGGCAGAAUUAGAGGAACAACGCAUGCAUAUUAAAGUUUGCAUGGAACUCAAGAAAACCUUUACAGAGAUACACCAAAUGAUGCAGGAAGCCUACAGUGAUGAAUGCUUAAGCCAUAGGGGAUUUUACAAAAGGUUCACACAGUUUAAAAAUGCCCAGAUGGAAGUUAAAGAUGACCCUUGUUUAGGACACCCUUUGACAUCUACCAACGAUGUUCCUUAAAAGAAUCGUAUAGCUCCUGUGGACUUUUUUUAAUUUCCAAAGUUGAAAAUCCCAUUGGAUUGAAGAUUUGCAACAAUAGACAAGAUAACAAAAAAUUCGCAGACGAUAGUUUGCAUGAUCAAAGUGAGAGGAGUACCAAGACUGCUUCUGGAAGUGGAAAUGACACUGAGAGCAAUUGUGGAGGAGAAUAUUUCAAAGGAGACCUUGCACAGAUAUGGGAAAAAGGUCAAAAGACAAGCGUGACAUUUAUUACCGCCUAGCAAAAAGUGAUGGUUGGAGAGCAAGAAGUGCUUAUAAAUUAAUACAGAUAGAUGAGAAAUUUAAAAUUCUUGAUGAAGUUAGACGAGUAGUUGAUUUGUGUGCAGCUCCAGGUAGCUGGAGUCAAGUCCUAUCCAAGAGACUCAGGGCUGAUGAUCCCAACACAGAUACAAAAAUUGUUGCUGUUGAUUUGAUGAUAAUGGCCCCCAUUGAUGGUGUCACAUGUAUCUGUGGUGACAUUACAAAAGGUGAAACAGCUAAAGAAAUUGUUAACCAAUUUGAUGGAAGCUUAGCAGAUCUUGUGGUUUGUGAUGGAGCACCAGAUGUCAGCCAUAAAAGUGAUUUUGAUGAAUAUGUGCAGUCAUAUUUGGUGCUGUCUGCCCUCAAUAUCAGUACUCUCAUAUUAAAACCAGGGGGAACAUUUCUAGCUAAAAUAUUUCGUGGGAAGGAUGUUAACCGUGUAUAUGCCAAAUUGAAACAAUUUUUUACUGAAGUCAUGUGCGUCAAACCAAAAUGUUGUCGAAAUUCAAGCAUAGAAGCCUAUGUUUUAUGCAAAAACUAUUCUCCUCCUGUCAACUACGAGCCAACUAUGCGGGCACUUCUGCCUUUGAAGGAAACCUCUGACUUUCUCACUCUGUCUCAGUCCACAAAUGCUAUUGUACCUUUUAUAUGCUGUGGUGAAGAAAGUCCAUAUGAUGCAGAUAUGUGUUAUCCGGUCGAGUUGGAUGCAGAAGGAAAGCAUGUACCUCUCCCACCAGUUCAGGAACCUAUUUCACCGCCAUAUGCGAAGUACCUAAUGAUGAAGAGAAACAAUGAGCUUCCAAAAUACUAAAAUCAGUAAAAGUUGUGAGAAAAUGACCUGGCUCAACCGCGGUUAUGUUUUAUGUACAUUUUGAUAAAAUAAAUAUGUAUAAAUUAA
Messenger RNA from Schistocerca gregaria, 1747 nucleotides. RefSeq names its product putative tRNA (cytidine(32)/guanosine(34)-2'-O)-methyltransferase. Gene Ontology annotation, cellular component: cytoplasm. The coding region runs from base 785 to 1660 and encodes 291 amino acids. Gene Ontology annotation, biological process: cytoplasmic translation; tRNA methylation. Gene Ontology annotation, molecular function: tRNA methyltransferase activity. The record is from RefSeq and is a predicted model, not a curated record. The transcript has 7 exons. NCBI's taxonomy places the organism in Eukaryota, Metazoa, Arthropoda, Insecta, Orthoptera, Acrididae.